AUGGCACCUACCAGAGCUGCUGCGGCUAUGGCAAAGGAGAAAUUGUCCGAAAAGCACAAUUCUCUUGAUAAGAUAGCAAAAUCCGUCAUCAAAGGCCCAGGAAAACGUCGCGGAGCUGCGAUCCCGCCGACGAGUAGCAACUCCGUCAAGGGAAAGACGGACAAGCCAAGGCGUUCGCAGAGAAAGAAGACGAACACAAACAAGGAUCAGAAAACCACACGCGAGACACAAGAACGCAAGAGCAAGGCAAAACCCGCGAUCAAAACCGCAAAGGGCCAGAAGCGCAAGGCGACUGAACCAGAGGAGCCACAACAUCCGAAGCGACCAAAGCUUGCCAAAGGCCGCAUCAUCGCCAAAGGCCGCAUCAUCAACCAAGUUCCCACCCAGAAGCUCAACGUCUACGUCUGUGGAGAAGUCAGCGGAGGCGAGCUCGGCCUCGGCCCGCAAGUCAAAAAGGUGAAGCGACCACGACUUAACCCAAAUCUCCUUCCCGAUCCCGUGGGGGUUGUCCAGGUCGCUGCUGGAGGCAUGCAUGCUCUUGCUCUCACGCACGACAAUCGAAUUCUGUCAUGGGGUGUGAACGACAAUGGUGCCCUUGGACGUGACACUACGUGGGAGGGCCAGCUCGUUGAUAUCGACGAUGCCGAUAGUGAUAGCGACGCUGGGAUGAAUCCGCUGGAGUCUACACCGACAGCCAUUUCCAAAGAUCACUUUCCCCCGAACACUACAUUCACCCAAGUUGCGGCGGGUGACAGUUCAAGCUUUGCCCUUACUGACGACGGGCGUGUUUAUGGAUGGGGUUCCUUCAGAAGCAAUGAAGGAGCCGCUGGCUUCACGAUCUCCAAGCAGGGCAAUGUCAUCGAAAAACAACCGACGCCGAUUCUGCUUCCCACACUCAAGGGAAUCGUCCAGAUUGCCUGCGGCGCAGAUCAUGUCCUUGCUUUAGAUCAAUCUGGUCGAGUGCAUGCUUGGGGCAAUGGUCAGCAAAAACAACUCGGUCGCCGUAUAAGCGAACGUACAACAACCCAGACUCUCGUUGCCAGCCAGGUAUCAAUACCCAGAAAGAAGAUCGUGGCCGUUGGCUGCGGCGCAUAUCAUUCCUUUGCCAUCGAUAAAGAUGGUGGGCUGUGGGCUUGGGGUCUGAACAGCUACGGAGAGACAGGCAUCCCUAUAGCGGAGGAUGAGGCGAUUAGCCAUUUCGUUACUCUACCGCAGAAGGUGGAGAACAUGAAAGGCAAGAAAUUGACGGCCGUGGACGGCGGAUCCCACCAUUCGGUUGGCGUAACAACAGGCAGUGAGUGUUUGGUUUGGGGGCGCCUGGAUGGCGGGCAGUGCGGUAUCGACGUGCAGAGUCUUUCGGAAGACAGGGUGAUUAAGGAUGUCCGGGGCAAUCCUCGGAUUCUCGCUAUACCCACCGUUGUUCCUCAUAUUCAGACGGCAGCUGUUGCAGCAGGAAGCGACCACACAAUUGCUGUGACGAACGACGGGCGUGCAUAUUCAUGGGGGUUCAACGCUACCUUCCAGCUUGGACAAGGAGGGAAUGAUGACGAUCCAGAAGAUAUCAGCGUCGCGACGCUGAUUGAUAACACUGCGCUGAGAAGUGCCAGAGUGAAUUGGGCCGGUGCAGGGGGACAGUAUUCGAUCCUUACCGCUCCUGCUGAGAGCCUGGUCAAUGAUGAAUAA
This is a messenger RNA of Aaosphaeria arxii CBS 175.79, 1683 nucleotides long. RefSeq names its product putative Ran exchange factor Prp20/Pim1. The record is from RefSeq and is a predicted model, not a curated record. The coding region runs from base 1 to 1683 and encodes 560 amino acids. The transcript is spliced from 4 exons. Gene Ontology annotation, molecular function: guanyl-nucleotide exchange factor activity. Gene Ontology annotation, cellular component: cytoplasm. NCBI's taxonomy places the organism in Eukaryota, Fungi, Ascomycota, Dothideomycetes, Pleosporales.